CUGUGUAAUUACCAUUUGAGACAUGACUCAUCCUCGCUUGGAGGACCCAGACCUGUCUGACUCUAUAAAAGGAGCUCAGGGCCGGAGUGCAAAUGUGCACCGUCUGCCAUCCCCCGGCUGUUAUAAUUACCCAGCUACCACGAGGAGAUGAAGGUGCUCCCGGCGUCUGGCCUUGCUGUCCUCCUUCUCACAGCUUUGAAGUUUUCCUCUGCAGCCCCCACCCUCUUUGCAGCCACCCCCAGGACCUGGAGGAACAACUUCCACCUCGCACAGGCAUAUCUUGACAAGUAUUACACAAAGAAAGGAGGGCACCAGGUUGGCGAAAUGGUUUCAAGAGGAGGCAAUUCCAUGGUAAAGAAGAUUAAGGAGCUGCAAACAUUCUUCGGCCUCCCGCUCACUGGGAAGCUGGACCAAAGCACGAUGGACGUGAUCAAGAAGCCUCGCUGUGGAGUUCCCGAUGUGGCAAAUUAUCGUCUCUUCCCAGGUGAACCUAAGUGGGAAAAAAAUACUCUAACAUACAGAAUAUCCAAAUACGCAGCUUCCAUGAGCCCUGCUGAGGUGGAGAGAGCAAUUGAGAUGGCGCUGCGGGCCUGGAGUAGCGCCGUCCCUCUGAACUUUGUGAGAAUAAACUCAGGAGAAGCCGACAUUAUGGUAUCUUUUGAAACUGGAGAUCACGGGGAUUCCUACCCAUUUGAUGGGCCUCGAGGGACUCUAGCCCAUGCAUUUGCACCUGGAGAAGGCCUAGGAGGAGAUACACAUUUUGACAAUGCUGAGAAGUGGACUUUGGGGAUGAAUGGUUUCAAUUUAUUUACUGUUGCCGCUCAUGAAUUUGGCCAUGCCCUGGGUCUGGCCCAUUCCACAGACCCAUCGGCACUGAUGUACCCAACUUACAAGUACAAGAAUCCCUAUGGAUUCCGCCUUCCUAAGGAUGAUGUGAAAGGGAUCCAGGCAUUGUACGGACCUCGGAAACCAUACCUGGGAAAACCCACUGUUCCCCACCUACCUCCUCGCAAACCAUCCAUCCCUGAUGUGUGUGACUCCAGCUCAUCCUUUGAUGCAGUAACAAUGCUAGGAAAGGAGCUUCUGUUCUUCAAGGAUAGGAUUUUCUGGCGACGGCAGGUUCACUUGCUGUCAGAGAUUCGGCCAAGGACUAUUACCAGCUCUUUCCCUCAACUCAUGUCCAACGUGGAUGCAGCUUAUGAAGUGGCUGAGAGGGGCACUGCUUACUUCUUCAAAGGCCCCCACUACUGGGUAACACGAGGAUUCCAAAUCCAAGGUCCCCCUCGGACGAUUUAUGACUUUGGAUUCCCAAGGCACGUGCAAAGAAUAGAUGCUGCUGUGUAUCUCAAGGAGCCGCGAAAAACCCUUUUCUUUGUGGGAGAUGAAUACUACAGCUAUGAUGAACGAAAAAGGAAAAUGGAAAAAGACUACCCAAAGAGCACUGAAGAAGAAUUUUCAGGAGUUAAUGGCCAAAUAGAUGCUGCUGUAGAAUUAAAUGGGUACAUUUACUUCUUUUCAGGACCAAAAACAUACAAGUAUGACAUUGAAAAGGAAGACGUGGUUAGUGUGGUGAAAUCUAGUUCCUGGAUUGGUUGCUAAAUAGAAAGAUCCCAUCUUUUCCAAGAAAUGAAGAUGACUACAAGCAGCUGAUAACUGGAUUUUAAGGACUAAAGCGGCCAUGUAGAAGAGGGAUUCUUCCCGUGGCCUUCAGUUCUCUGUGCAAGUUAGAGUUCACUGAAAAUGAUAGUAUUUCUAAAUUUUUCAUAGUUGCACAUUCAGAAUUUUAAUCCUAAUGAGAAAUUAAGCCAACUGUACACAAAACACAAAUCAACCUAAUGUAGUCACAGUUAAACACUCAUUUUUUUUUCUUACCUAAUAUACUCUAAAGCAAAUUGAUCAGUUGAUUUCCAGGUAGAAGCAUAUUUGUGCAUUCCCUGACAUAUAAUUAUUUUAUUAAGAAAUACCAGUACCAUGCAAAUUAUAACUAAACUUUGUAGGCAUUGACUUUUUGACCAUCAUUAAUUAUGAUAAAUAUACCCAUUAAUACUUUAAUCAUAUCACAAAUAAAAAUGCUGAGUUUUGUUUCUUA
Molecule: messenger RNA, 2089 nt
Organism: Cavia porcellus (domestic guinea pig)
Lineage: Eukaryota; Metazoa; Chordata; Mammalia; Rodentia; Caviidae
Gene: Mmp20
Product: matrix metallopeptidase 20
Exons: 10
Coding region: 148-1599 (483 amino acids)
Biological process (GO): collagen catabolic process; amelogenesis; proteolysis
Cellular component (GO): extracellular matrix
Molecular function (GO): metalloendopeptidase activity; zinc ion binding
Source: RefSeq, a predicted model, not a curated record